Manihot esculenta (cassava) is the source of this 2349-nucleotide messenger RNA. RefSeq names its product aspartyl protease family protein 2. The coding region runs from base 576 to 2234 and encodes 552 amino acids. The transcript has a single exon. Lineage: Eukaryota; Viridiplantae; Streptophyta; Magnoliopsida; Malpighiales; Euphorbiaceae. Gene Ontology annotation, biological process: proteolysis. The record is from RefSeq and is a predicted model, not a curated record. Gene Ontology annotation, molecular function: aspartic-type endopeptidase activity.
GAAGUAACACUAGAAGGUCUAAAUAGGUGGUUGGUGCCAGUGAUUUAAGCAAAUGAACACAGGAAACCAAGAGGAAGCAACCCAACAACAAACACAAAGAUCAGAAGAGAAGAGGAAGAUGACCAGGUAAAAUUCAACCACCAAUUAAACAAAUCAUCUUAUUUUCUACUUUUCCUCUUUUGAAUCCCACCAUCAUGUGCAGACUACUCUUUUUUUAAGAAAAAAAGGAAAAAAUCGUUUCCUCUCUUCUCCUCCUUUUAUGGUCAUGAGAAACCGCGUUUCUACAGUGACUGCUUUGAAACUAUAGUAUUCAAUUCAAAGUCUAGGUUUUUGAUUUUGAUACUUAGCAUUCCAACUUACAGAACCCAUAAAGUCUUAAAUUUUUCUCCUCUUCUUGUUCAUUCAUUUUUUUUUUCUUAAAUACCAAUAACUUUUCCUUUCUUUCCAUCUCUCUGUGAUUUUUUCUGUUCAUUUUCUAGGCUGAAACCCAGUUGUUUUUCGUCAGUUUUUUCAGUUUCCUACAAAGGGUAAUUUGCUUGAUGUAGGAUUGUCUUUGACCAAACAAGUGUAGACCCAUGUUGUCCAAGUUCUGUGUCCUUGUUGUUUCUCUUUUGUUCUUUUCUGGUGUUCUUCAAGCGAUUUCAGGAGUACAUACCCAUAAGGAUAAUGUAAUUCCCAAUAUCUCAUCUCUUGCCGGAAUCGAAUUGCCUUACGACAUGACCUUCAAUGCAGCUUCUUCUUCAAUACUAACAACAGAUUGCAGUCUCUCCAAUUCAGAGAAAGAGCAAUCAACAGCCAAAGACGACGGUGAUGAGGGACAAGAUUCUAAGAAAACGGUGAAACUUGAGUUAAAGCACAGGUACAGCCCGGUGAAUCAAGAAUCCAAGGCAGAAGAAUCUUUCUUAGCUUCCACCACUCGGGAUUUGACCAGAAUUCAGACUCUGCACAAAAGGAUCAUUGAGAAGAAGAAUCAAAAUGACAUUUCAAGACUGAAUAAGGACAAAGAGCAGCAAAAGAAAGUGUUGAAGCAACCUGUGGUUGCCCCAGCAGCAUCCCCUGAAGCUUAUGCAACUGGGAUUUCUGGGCAGCUCAUGGCGACCUUGGAGUCAGGGGUGAGCCUUGGCUCUGGAGAAUAUUUCAUGGAUGUUUUCAUCGGUACUCCUCCUAAACACUUCUCUAUGAUUCUUGAUACUGGUAGUGAUCUUAACUGGAUUCAAUGCAUCCCUUGUCAUGAUUGUUUUGAGCAAAAAGGGCCUCAUUAUGAUCCAAAGGAGUCCACAUCAUUUAGAAACAUAAGUUGCCAAGAUCCUCGGUGCCAUUUGGUUUCAUCCCCAGAUCCUCCCCAGCCUUGCAAGGCUGAGAAUCAGACAUGUCCUUAUUUCUAUUGGUAUGGUGACAGUUCAAACACAACAGGUGAUUUUGCACUAGAAACCUUUACUGUUAACUUGACAUCACCAGCUGGGAAUUCAGAAUUUAAGCAAGUAGAUAAUGUGAUGUUCGGUUGUGGUCAUUGGAACAGAGGCCUGUUUCAUGGGGCUGCAGGCUUGUUAGGACUUGGAAGAGGGCCUCUUUCAUUUGCCUCCCAGCUUCAGUCUCUAUAUGGUCAUUCAUUUUCAUAUUGCCUUGUUGAUAGAAACAGUGACACUAAUGUUAGCAGCAAGUUGAUCUUUGGGGAGGAUAAGGAUCUUCUGAGUCAUCCUGAGUUGAAUUUCACUUCAUUAGUUGCUGGGAAGGAUAACUCAUUCGAUACAUUCUAUUAUGUUGAAAUAAAAUCCAUCAUAGUGGGAGGGGAGUUGCUAAAUAUCCCUGAGAAGAUUUGGAAUCUGUCCUCUGAUGGUGGUGGUGGAACGAUUGUGGAUUCUGGGACUACACUCAGCUAUUUUGCUGAACCAGCUUAUGAGAUUAUAAAGGAUGCAUUCGUGAGGAAGAUUAAAAGGUAUCCAGAGAUAAAAGAAUUCCCAGUUCUGAAUCCAUGUUAUAAUGUAUCUGGACUUGAGAAGAUGGAGCUGCCUGAAUUUGGAAUCCUGUUUGCAGAUGGAGCAGUGUGGAACUUCCCAGUUGAAAACUACUUUAUUCGUUUCGAACCAGAGGAAGUUAUUUGCUUGGCAAUUCUGGGGACUCCUCAAUCUACUCUUUCCAUAAUUGGAAACUAUCAGCAGCAGAAUUUUCAUAUCCUGUAUGAUACAAACAAGUCUAGGCUGGGAUAUGCACCAAUGAACUGUGCAGAUGUAUGACAAUUCUUUUUUUUUUUUUUUUUGUUUUAAGAUUCACAUAAUUAUACUCAUAAAACAUGACUGUAUCAAUACAAUUGUAUGCAAUUUAUAAAUUAAUUUAUUUUUCCUUUUCAAA